Messenger RNA from Hemicordylus capensis (graceful crag lizard), 2971 nucleotides. It is a transcript of the gene POLH, whose product is annotated as DNA polymerase eta. The transcript is spliced from 10 exons. The coding region runs from base 354 to 2447 and encodes 697 amino acids. Gene Ontology annotation, biological process: error-prone translesion synthesis; response to radiation. Gene Ontology annotation, molecular function: DNA-directed DNA polymerase activity; damaged DNA binding. Gene Ontology annotation, cellular component: replication fork; nucleus; site of double-strand break. NCBI's taxonomy places the organism in Eukaryota, Metazoa, Chordata, Lepidosauria, Squamata, Cordylidae. The record is from RefSeq and is a predicted model, not a curated record.
GUGUCACGGAGUCCCUGAAAGAAUGACGUAACCUUAAUUCCUCGACGACGGAACGGGGAGGUCCUUUUUACAGCCGAUUUUGUAGGCAAAUUUGCUCUUAAGACUCUGUCUCCCAGCAGGCAUUGCUGCUAAAGCAUCGUUAACGGCCUUUGAGGCCUGGAGGAAGUGGGAGGGUACGCUGGGAGUCGUGGUUUUUCUUCAUUUCGAACAGAAGUGCUGGCGGGAACUUGAGUGGUAGAGGAAAUCGUUACCCAACUCGGCUAGAGACCGCUUCAAACGGACGGCUUCCAUUUUGUUCUCCCGCCAGUGUGUUUCUCUUUUCUCUUGUUCUUUUGGGUUUUGUGACGCUCGUGAUGUCUCGCGGGCAGGAGCGAGUGGUGGCGCUGGCGGACAUGGACUGUUUCUUCAUGCAAGUGGAGCAGCGCCUGGAUCCCAGUCUCCGUGGCAAGCCGUGCGCCGUAGUGCAGUACAAGGCGUGGAAAGGCGGCGGGUUAAUUGCUGUGAGCUAUGAAGCUCGUGCUUUUGGAGUUGCCAGGCAUAUGUGGGCUGCUGAUGCCAAGAAGCUGUGCCCAGAUCUUUUGUUAGCUCGAGUGCCAGAGGCCCAUGGCAAAGCAGAUCUCUCCAGAUACCGGGAAGCCAGUGUGGAGAUCAUGGAAGUGAUGUCACGCUUUGCUGUAAUUGAACGUGCCAGCAUUGAUGAGGCCUACAUGGACCUAACAAGCGCUGUGCAAGAAAGACUUCAGAAACUACAAGGCCAACCUAUUGGAGUAGAACAGUUGGCAACUACAUAUAUCCAGGGAUUUCCAGAUAGCUUUACUGCAGAGAACACUCACAACAAAGAAGAGCUGCGACAGUGUGGUUUGCACCAGUGGCUUGAGUCAUUGCCCUUUGGAGAUCCCAGCAAUCCAAAGCUGCAGCUGACAAUGGGAGCAGUAAUUAUGGAAGAAAUGAGGGCAACUGUGGAAUCUGUCACUGGCUUUACGUGUUCAGUUGGAAUUUCUCACAACAAGGUAUUAGCAAAAUUGGCUUGUGGCCUCAACAAGCCUAAUCGGCAAACACUGGUGUCACUGAACUCUGUCCCACGGCUCUUUAGCACGAUGCCAAUCAGCAACAUCCGCAAUCUUGGAGGAAAGUUAGGUGCCUUUGUCACUGAACUUCUGGGAGUGGAGUACAUGGGACAGUUGACCCAGUUCAGUGAAUCACAGCUUCAGACAUACUUUGGAGAUAAGACUGGCUCCUGGUUGUAUGACUUAUGCAGAGGGAUUGAGUAUGAGCCUGUUAAACCUAGACAGUUGCCAAAGUCUAUUGGCUGCAGUAAGAACUUCUCUGGAUUAGCAGCUUUGGUUACUCAGAAACAGAUACAAUACUGGAUUUUGCAGCUGGCCUUAGAGCUAGAGGAGAGGCUAAACAAGGACCGAGAUCAAAACAACCGGGUAGCUAAACAGCUGAGUAUUGGGAUCCGUAUGCGGGGUGAUAAACGUGCCAGUGCCUUAUCUCGCUACUGUGCCCUGUCACACUAUGAUGCCCAGAAAAUCAGCAGAGAUUCAUUUGCACUUAUCCAGAACUGCAAUACAGCAGGAAGCCAGCAAGCUGCAUGGUUUCCUCCAAUCACAGUUCUCCACCUCACUGCAAGCAAGUUUUUGGAGGGUUCCAAAGUGUCUUCUGGGAAUAUUACUGCCUUUCUGACAGGUGAUACCCAGUGCAUCCCACAGACUAGCACCAGUUCAAGCAGUCCAAAUGCCAAGUCCCUUGGAAGUCCAAAAAAGGAGAUCAGUAAGAAGGCAGUCAAUACUAUUCAGAUGCUCUUUCAAAGGGCAGCAGAAAGGAAACAAGGCCAGGCUAUGGUUGGGUCUUCUCUUCCUGCUGUCACUAAUGUAAAGGCAGAACUAUCAACAUUGGAGACUGCUAUCUGUCAUGAUAAAGGAUCCAUUCCUCCCAUCAGCAGCCAGAGUCCAAAAGGCCAUGUGGAGCUAUCUAUUAAUAGAGGCAAUUCAGACUCUUUGCAGAACCAGCUCUUUGUAGAACAGUCUCUGUCCAGUUUUCAUGCAGGGCCUGUGGAAAUCCCUUUGGCUAGUCAUACUUACACAGCACCUUCAGAAAGACUAGAGGCCUCUUCAGAGGUACCUGAUCAGUGGAAAGAAGAGAAUGUGCAACCUGUUCUUGGACCUUCCUGGAAAGAAGCUGAGGGUUGGGCCCCUUCCUCCUUUUCAGAGGACCGGAUGCUGUGCGAGAAAUGUAACCAACAGGUAUUGGUGUCAGAGUUCACAGAACACUUGGACUACCACUUUGCUGUAGAGCUACAAAAUUCUUUUUUGGAAUCCAGCUCCUUCAGCCCUCCAGCUAAGGGCAAAAGCCAACCCAAGACUCCCACAGGCUCUAGAGACAAACGACCAAGGCAAGACACAGUCAGGACUUUGGAUUCCUUUUUUAAGCGAGUACCUCGUUAGAUUGCAGCUUAUUUACGCAACUGGAACAUUAUCUUAGAAGAAGGUGACACUUUUAUUUGCCUGCAUCUUUCUUGUAUCCAAAACAUGCCUAUUCAAUUAUUCCCGAGUGGUGCUUUGACGACUGCAGGAACUUUUGUGUUGGGGGGAAACAGCAGUUUUGCAUGCCUUCUGCAGCUCCUUUUGUUACCUUAACCACAAUUUAAGAUACUAGAUACACAAGCCCUCUUCAGAUUGAUUGAUCAGUGUUGCAACUCAUAGAAUUGCCCUUGAACAUACUUAUGGUGCCUACCCCUUUGAACAAACAGCACUGUAAGCGUGUUUGACAGCAGGAGUUUCUCUCUGCUUUUGCCCUCGUAAGCCUGAGUGCCCACAGUGCUCAAUGGCUGAAGAGGGCUAUAGUGUCAGGCUGCUACUCAAAUGCUAUAAACCUGCAGUUUUUGAUGCAAUUUGUUUUAUGCUAGCAACAUAUAACCUCAUGAUUAGUUUUUGUGAUGGAGCAGCAAGUAAAUGCCUUUGUUCUUGAA